This is a messenger RNA of Aphanomyces invadans, 1473 nucleotides long. RefSeq lists its product as hypothetical. The coding region runs from base 1 to 1473 and encodes 490 amino acids. The record is from RefSeq and is a predicted model, not a curated record. The transcript has a single exon. NCBI's taxonomy places the organism in Eukaryota, Oomycota, Saprolegniomycetes, Saprolegniales, Verrucalvaceae.
AUGUCCCUUCCUGCCGUCGACACGCCGACUAUCCCCACCGCCUCUGCCGACCAAUGCGUCCCUGCGGUGCGCAACGGCGAUGAUUUGCACUCCGAUGUCUCCCAGCCAUCGGAGGGCAAUCCUGCUGCCUCUGCCCCGUCGGACACCAGCGCAUCGGCAGCCAACGACGACGCCCGCCCGAGCGCGGACACACGCGCUGCCCCAUCCCACACGGGUCUCACCACAUCGGACGACGACGAUGAGAACGACCAUCCGUCCACCGACCACCGUGCAAACCCGACCCCCACGGGCCUCAGCUCCACGGACGACGACGACGACAACGCCGCAUCACCGCCAACAACCCCCCCUUCCGGAACACCCUACGCACUCCGCCACCCUCGGGUCCCUUCCAGCUCUUUCCCUCCCCUUCGUGUCACCCUGUCGAAAGAUAUUCUCGACACGUUGGACCCCUCGACCUUCAAGGAAGUCACCCCCGGCAUGCCAUCCCACCCCACCGACAUGAUCCUCGAGGGUUCACCCGACGAACCGCAUGCCCUCGAGGUGCUGUUCAUCGACGACGUCCGUCACGUUGUCGUCGAAGGGGUGGACGAGCCGGACACUCGAUACCACGUGCGCUGGGGCCGCCCUCACUUGAAAGGCGGCCCAGCGACGACUUGGAUCACAGCCGCCCACGCCUCGCACUGCCCAGAAGCGCUUGGCCUCUUCCAACGCUUCUGUGCCAUGCGGGAGGCCAUCGACACCGCCAACAACGACGCCAUCGAUGCCUUCGCGACAGAGCGCGAACAAAACCCCGACGCCGUUCCGCCUGUGCCCCACCCGCUCCCUACGUUCGCCACUUUCUGCACCCGCGACCCCACCUGGGCCUCCCUUGGUGCCGACCCUCAACGACACUGUCUGCCGGUGGCCCUUCACCGAGCCGCCAAGCUUCUCAACAUGUCGCUCGACCUCUCCGACGCCGACUUAACAGCAUUUCUCAUCGAACACAACGCUGCCAUGCACCGUGGAGUUCCCUCAUCCCUUCUCCGGGAUUUCCUCCGCCUGGCCAUGUCGCGUGGACUCAACGUGUGCGAAGCAACUCUCAACAAGCGCAUUGCCCUCCAUCUAACGGGCAACAGCCUUGUCGAUCUCGCCAACUGCAUGGUACCGCUGGUCAACGGCGUCUACCUGCUCACCACGAUGACGUGGAGCGAUGCGCACUGCUGGAUCGUCCACAAAUUCUUCGGCAUGGUCACCCUAUUUGACUCAGCCGGAGAAAUUCCGCUCACGGAAAUCCCCCCCGAUCUCAAGAUCCGUUGCAUCCGCCAUCUUGCUCGCAAAGGCGACCCCAGCAACCCCCCUGGCGCUACCACGGGCACCCCUACAGUCCUCCCUGCUCCCAACGCCAACAAACGUAAGCGUCGGGAACGCCAGACUGCUAACCGCAAACUCGGCGCCCAAGGCCGUAACCGUGCUGACGACGCCCACCAACAAUAA